Messenger RNA from Clupea harengus (Atlantic herring), 1753 nucleotides. Its product is annotated as zinc-binding protein A33-like. Bases 870 to 1583 code for a protein of 237 amino acids. The record is from RefSeq and is a predicted model, not a curated record. The transcript has 3 exons. Gene Ontology annotation, molecular function: protein binding. NCBI's taxonomy places the organism in Eukaryota, Metazoa, Chordata, Actinopteri, Clupeiformes, Clupeidae.
GUUUCUGCAAUUAGGUCAGGUGGAGAGACUACGGCAUCAUCCCACAACAAAGAUAGUCUAGACUAGGAGGGGAAGAAAGAAUCAAAGUGAGUGGGUAGUGUUCAAUUUGAUAAACAGAUAAGGAGAUUUUAGGUAAGCAAUUAACAAUAUGUAAUAUGGCAACAUUAUCAGUAUCAGUAUUAGCAUUAGCAAUAGGAUAUAGAAGGAGAGGGGGAGAGAGAGAGAGAGAGAGAGAGAGGCUACCUGGCAAGGUGUAUGAGAAUUUUAUUUAUGUUUAGUUUGGAUUAUGGUUGGCUGACAUGGUGCAUGUGGAUUUUAGUUAGGAUAGCAAGGGUGGCAGGAUACUCAACAGUGCCCAACUGGCUGAUGACAGCCGCAACACGCGUCACAUGCCUGUACCCCGGAUCCGUAAAGGCACUCCUUCACGGUACAACAUGCGCUGUCUGUAGCCCAGUUUUAUUGAUAUUGGGAAUUUUAUAUAUGUUUAAUUGUGAUGAAUUAAGUUAAGUUAUGUUGGCUGGCUUGGUGUAUGGUGAUUGCUAGUUAUACAAGCAUAGUAAGGGUGGCAGGAUACAAUAGCAGUGCACAACUGGCUGGCGGCAGCUGUAACAAGCACCGUAUGCUGUACCCAGGUUCCAUAAAGGCACUCAUUCACGGUACAACAUGCACUGUCUGUGGUCCACUCCUGCUAAACACAACAACAUGGCCAGCAAGAAGUGCUAGAGCCUAACUCUAACCCUAUCCACACAUGAGGAAAUCAUUUUUAUAUUCAGACUGACUUUAGAUGUGGAGCCUAACCAUCUCCCUCUUUAAUUUCACAGAAUUACAAGAGCACAGUGGAGAGAGCCCAGUGCACACUGGAUCCAGAGAUGGUUUCAGGAGCUCUGAUCAAUGUGGCAAAACACCUGGGCAACCUGAAGUUCAGAGUCUGGGAGAAAAUGCAAGAGAUCGUUCAAUACACUCCUGUGACUCUGGAUCCCAACACUGCAUACCCACGUCUCAUCCUGUCUGAGGAUCUGACCAGUGUGACAUACAGUACUGAGACAGAGCAGCUUCCUGGUAACCCAGAGAGAUUUGAUAAGGGUGCCUGUCCCUGUGUCCUGGGCUCUGAGGGCUUCAACUCAGGGACACACUGCUGGGAUGUGGAGGUUAGGGACAAUGCUCUCUGGGACCUGGGAGUGAAGACAGAGUCUAGUCAGAGGAAGGGACCGGACUUCCCCAGUGGAGUCUGGGGUGUGAAACAAAUUGGUAAUGCAAAUUAUGCUGCACACUCUCCAUCCCAGCACAUUCGCCUCACAGUGAAGCAGAAACCCCAGAGGAUCAGAGUGCAGCUGGACUGGGACAGAGGAAAGCUGUCAUUCUCUGACCCUGAUAAUAAUAAACACCUGCACACUUUCACACACACUUUUACUGAGAGAGUCUUUCCAUUCUUUACGGUUGUGUUACCUCUGAGGAUCUUACCAGUGAAGGCUGCAGUAACAGUAGAGCAGGUGACAAUGGCUCCCACUCGACCGUCUCAGAUUUGGCUGAAAAAAUUCAAGGUUAUUCAUACACUUCUUAAUAGGUGUAGUCCCAAAUAUUAGCUCUCUACUCCCAAUAGUUUUGUCACAAAAAGAUUUUUUAGCGACUGUGUCAUGUGCAUUUUCAGACGCUUUUUUAGCAGCGUUUUCUGAAGAGCCAUUUUCAAAUUGCUAUAACUAGAAAAGUAUUUAAGAUAGCUCCUUCAAACUUUCUAGGCUUAAAAUCUGAUACC